AAAAUAUCAAGCAACAAACUUCAACUUCACUGAGAACGCACAUUUCAGUAUGCCGACAACAAAUGUGUCAAACACUAGUAAAUACACAUAGAAAGAAAAUAGCUGUGAAACGUUUUUAAAAUGCUGUUCUACUCGUUCUUCAAGUCAUUGGUGGGAAAGGAUGUGGUCGUUGAAUUGAAAAAUGAUUUGAGUAUAUGCGGCACAUUGCACUCCGUCGACCAAUAUCUGAAUAUCAAAUUGACCGACAUCAGUGUGAAUGACACAGAAAAAUAUCCACACAUGUUAUCGGUGAAAAAUUGUUUCAUCCGUGGUUCAGUCGUGCGUUAUGUUCAAUUACCCGGAGAAGAAGUGGAUACUCAAUUGUUACAAGAUGCAGCACGCAAAGAAGCUGUCACCAGCACCCGCUAAACAUAAACAAACAUCGCUUUUCAGUUGAUUAAGUCGAAUGGCAAAUCAUGCCGUACGAAUAAGAAAAUAAAAUUAAAUUACUCUGGAUUAAGUGAUACGUUUACUGGCAAAUAAAUUCGAAUAAGAAAAUAUCAUAAAA
This is a messenger RNA of Contarinia nasturtii (swede midge), 547 nucleotides long. RefSeq names its product U6 snRNA-associated Sm-like protein LSm2. The record is from RefSeq and is a predicted model, not a curated record. NCBI's taxonomy places the organism in Eukaryota, Metazoa, Arthropoda, Insecta, Diptera, Cecidomyiidae. Gene Ontology annotation, biological process: mRNA splicing, via spliceosome. Gene Ontology annotation, cellular component: catalytic step 2 spliceosome; U4/U6 x U5 tri-snRNP complex; Lsm1-7-Pat1 complex. Gene Ontology annotation, molecular function: RNA binding. The transcript is spliced from 4 exons. The coding region runs from base 121 to 408 and encodes 95 amino acids.